Molecule: messenger RNA, 1890 nt
Organism: Aspergillus mulundensis
Lineage: Eukaryota; Fungi; Ascomycota; Eurotiomycetes; Eurotiales; Aspergillaceae
Product: putative MFS peptide transporter
Exons: 5
Coding region: 1-1890 (629 amino acids)
Biological process (GO): transmembrane transport; oligopeptide transport
Cellular component (GO): membrane
Molecular function (GO): dipeptide transmembrane transporter activity
Source: RefSeq, a predicted model, not a curated record
AUGAACCCAGCCGACUCUGUCGAGAUCGGCGACGCCGUCGCCGCCCAGAAGAACGCUCACCUCGAUCAUCUUCCCUUGGGGAAGGAGGUACACCUCGAGAAGGAUGUCAUCGCCAGAGAGUCCAGCAUUGAGGAGGUUCCAGCUACCAAGGAGUAUCAUGCUGGCGGCGAGGAGAGUGAGGCUCUCAACAAGCUUCACCCAACUGCCGAGGAGAUGCAAACUCUCCGCCGCGUUUCUGGUAAAAUGAACUGGAUUACCUUCUCCGUGGCUUUCGUCGAGCUGUGCGAGCGUUUCUCCUACUACGGAACCACCGCUGUUUUCGUCAACUUCAUCCAACAGCCUCUUCCCCCAGGUUCAACCACCGGUUCCAUCCCCGGUACUGGCUCAGAAGUGCCUGGUGCCCUCGGUAUGGGCCAGCAAGCCUCUACCGGUUUGACUUUGUUCAACUCUUUCUGGGCCUACGUUAUGCCGCUCGCGGGUGCCUUCCUCGCAGAUCAAUACUGGGGUCGUUUCCGAACAAUCAUGUUCUCCAUCGUCUGCGCUUUGGUCGGUCACACUAUUCUCAUCAUCUCCGCCAUUCCCCCCGUGAUUGCCAACCCCAACGGUGCUAUCGCCUGUUUCGCAAUCGGUCUAAUCAUCAUGGGUAUGGGUACUGGUGGUUUUAAGUCCAACAUCUCCGCUUUGAUCGCGGAGCAAUACCCUGAUGAGCGGCCUUACAUCAAGACACUGCCCUCAGGUGAACGCAUCAUCAUCGACCCUGCUGCUACCGUUGCUCGUGUCUACCUCUACUUCUACCUUUGCAUCAACGUCGGUUCGCUUACCGGUCAGAUCAGCAUGGUCUACGCCGAGCGAUAUGUGGGUUUCUGGCUGUCAUUCCUGCUGCCCACGAUCAUGUUCUGCUUCUCCCCUCUCGUGCUGUACCUAUGCCGCAACAAGUACAUCCUGGUGCCUCCAACUGGCUCCGUUUACACCCAGGCCUACCGUCUGAUCAGGGAAGGCAUCAGGCACCACUGGUCUGUGACCACGGUCAAAGUGGCUGGCAUCCCAUUCAAGAGAUACAAGAAGAACGGUACCCCCUUCUGGGAAACCGUCAAGCCCAGCACUCUGGGAGAUAGCCGCCCUUCCUGGAUGACAUUUGACGACGCGUGGGUUGACGAAGUGGCCCGUGGUCUGAAGGCAUGCCGGGUGUUCCUCUGGUACCCCCUGUACUGGCUCGCCUACAACCAAAUGCUUAACAACCUCACCUCUCAAGCCGCCACUAUGAAACUUGGUGGCGUCCCCAACGAUAUCAUCAACAACUUCAACCCUCUCGCCCUCAUCAUCUUCAUUCCGAUCUUCGACCGAGGGCUCUACCCCUUCCUCCGCCGUGUCGGGAUCAACUUCACGCCCCUCAAACGUAUCACAGCUGGUUUCUUCAUGGCCGGGAGCGGGAUGAUAGUCGCAACGGUCACUCAGCACUACAUCUACAAGAAAGGCCCCUGCGGUAAAGAGGCUAACAGAUGUCUGGAGGAGGGCAUCCACGUCAACAUCUCUGUUUGGGUGCAAGCUCUUACCUACAUCCUUGGCGGUAUUUCUGAGAUUCUGGCCUCGGUCACAUCCCUCGAAUACGCUUUCACCAAGGCGCCCAAGAACAUGCGCAGUCUCGUCCAGGCUGUCUCGAUGUUCAUGAACGCUUUCUCAGCUGCCCUUGGUCAGGCCUUUGUUGGUCUAUCCACGGACCCGCUGCUCGUGUGGAACUACGCUGUGGUUGCGAUCCUGGCCUUUGUUGGCGGCAUUGGCUUCUGGUUAACCAACUACAAAUUGGAUAGGCAGGAAGAUGAACUGAACUCUCUUGCUCAGUCGAAGUUUGUGGGUCAGGGCAUGAAGCAGGAUGAGGAGGCGAAAGCCUAA